Lathyrus oleraceus (garden pea) is the source of this 4369-nucleotide messenger RNA. RefSeq lists its product as uncharacterized. The transcript is spliced from 17 exons. The coding region runs from base 194 to 3769 and encodes 1191 amino acids. Lineage: Eukaryota; Viridiplantae; Streptophyta; Magnoliopsida; Fabales; Fabaceae. The record is from RefSeq and is a predicted model, not a curated record.
CGUACAAACACACACUGAGUCAGACUCACUCACACGAACCAUUUUCUUUCACUUUACUAUUGCAGUAUUAAUUUAUUGAAUUUUGGAUGAUUCAAAUUCAAAUGUGCCCCAAUUUCAUACAAUUCUGUUACAGUUAUUUUACUAAGUGAACAAGAAUUCCAAUUCCAAUUCUAAUUUCAAUCACAAAAUUGACAUGUCUUCUUCCGCCACCUCACGGAUACAGUUAACAACCAUAUCAAGGCUGAGAUCCUCUUUCCUCAAAAAGCUUCCGGAGCCUCUCCGUCGCGCCGUCGCUGACUGCCUCUCCUCCUCCCUCUCUCCCGCCGUCGAACCUUCCAGAAUCCUUCGGGACUAUCUGGCAGCCCCUGCAACCACGGACCUGGCUUAUAGUGCAAUUUUGGAAUAUACCAUGGCUGAAAGGGUGCGAAGUCCUGCAGUUGUCACAAGGUGUGUAGCAAUUUUGAAACGGUAUCUUCUAAGAUACAAACCAAGUGAGGAGACUUUACUGCAGAUAGACCGUUUUUGUUUAACCAUUAUUGCUGAAUGUGAUAAUAACCUGAAUCAACCAUGGUCAAGUUCUUUGAACCAACAAUCUUGUGCAUCAACAACACUGAAAAAUACAUCUCCUUUGUCCAUAUCUAAAUUUGCUUCUGAGGCUAUUGUGAAGUCACUGAGUUAUGUGCGUUCCCUAGUGGCACAACACAUUCCAAAGCGACUUUUUCAGCCAUCUACAUCUUCAAGACCAUCUUCCGCAUCAGGACAAUCACUUCCGACGUUGUCAUCAUUGUUAGAUAAAUCCUUCAGUUCCCAAUUAUGUCCAGCAAGCAUCCAAGAAAUGGUGGAGAAGGAUUCAAUCACUUCAACUAUUUCAAAGUUAUCUAAAGUUGAAAAUUUUGACGAAAAAGACAAACUUGUGUUCAUUGCCCAUGAUGUUCUACAAUGGCGUUGGCUUGAGGAGCAGCAGUCAUCAUCAAUGCUAGCUGAAAAUGACAAUGCUGUGAGUUUACAAGACAAGAGAGCACAUAAUUUCUUAGAAGUAGGUGCUGCGGCUCUACUUGUAGGAGGCAUUGAAUCUAAGAUGAAGGGGCAACCACAGAAAUAUUUUGGAACUGAUGAUAUGCCUUACCUAAAUCAACUAUUACAGUCUUCUCCGGUAACAUCAAUUACUAACUCUUCAUCUGCUCGUCCUCACUUGAGAGCAAUAGCCGCAUAUAAACACAUCAAAACAGGGCCUCAUCAAGUUUGGGAGGACUUUCCUGUGAGUACAUUCCGUCCUCGGGCUCGACAGCUCUUCCAAUAUCGUUGUUACAGUGAGCAACAGCCUUUGCGAUUGAACCCUGCUGAGUUAUGUGAAGUUAUUGCUGCAGUUUGCUCAGAGAUUUCUACACCAAAUACCAAUUUCUCAACAAUGUCAACUAGGCUAACCAAUAACAGUGGAAAACCAUCAAUGGAUGUUGCUGUGAGCGUUCUUAUAAAACUAAUUAUUGACAUGUAUGUUCUGGAUUCUCAGAUAGCUACUCCGCUCACUCUUUCUUUGCUUGAGGAGAUGCUUAGUUCUUCCAAAACCGCAUGCAGGGCUCGAGCAUUUGAUUUAAUUUUAAAUCUUGGGGUUCAUGCUCAUCUCCUAGAACCACUGAUAGCUGAUGACACAUCCACAAUUGAAGAAGAAUAUUCUCAGGAAUCCUUAUUUGACAUUCAACUUAUGGCCCAAGGGAGUAAAAAAGGAAACUUUUCUAGCAAAUUGGACAAUUUCUCUGCAAUAGAUAAUUUAGAAUCUUGGAUUUUAAAUAUUUUGUAUGAGAUAUUACUUCUUCUCGUGCAGAUUGAAGAAAAGGAGGAAUCUAUCUGGGCAUCCGCACUUAGUUGUUUGCUUUAUUUUGUCUGUGAUAGAGGAAAGAUCCAGAGAAAACGAUUGAAAGUUCUUGACAUCAGGGUUAUCAAAGCACUAAUACAAACCAGCAGGAAGAAUUCUUGGGCAGAAUUAGUUCAUUGCAAGCUUAUUUCCAUUUUAGCGAACAUGUUUUAUGAAGUUUCUGAUGAAGCCAUUGAGCCUGUACCCAGCACACCAAAGUUUCUGGUGAAUCAACUCGAUAUGAUUGGUGGAGUUCAAUUUCUUUUUCGUGAGUAUGCCCUUGUGAACUCCAAAGAAGAGAGGAAAAAUUUGUACUCGAUACUUUUUGGCUAUGUCUUGCACCAAAUUAAUGAAAGGUGUGUAGCUACAAGGGUCAAUGAAUAUGGUGAUGAUGAGAUCCGACCACUUGCUACCCUGCUUGCUCAAACAAAUGCAGCUGAUGCAUUUUAUAUUUCUGUUAAACUUGGGGUAGAAGGGAUUGGGGGUCUUUUGAGAAGAUCCAUUGCAUCUCCACUGUCCAGAUAUCCCAACAGCGAACGUUUAAAUACGCUUUUGGAAAAUGUAAUGGAGAAAUUUGAUGAAAUGAUAAGUUCAUUCACUCAUUUGGAGGGCGAGUUCUCUGGUAUGAUACAGAUAACCAAAACUCACAGGUCUCCUGAAAAUAUGGAAGGCCCUGCUCUAAGAAAUGACAUUGGUCUGCAGGCAAAGCACUCAUGGAGUACUUUACAUUCUCUUCUUCAUUCUGAAAGACUUUCUUACCGGCAAAAUGGGUGUAUCUGGUUAGGUGAUCUGCUUAUUGAUGAAAUCAGUGGGGAAAGAGAUGGAACUAUAUGGUCAAAUAUAAAAUCCUUCCAGGAGAAUAUUCAUCAAGCUGGAAAACAUGAUUUUUCAACUGUAUCAGAUGCUCCUUUGCCUAUUUCACUUAUGUGUGGGCUCUUAAAGUCAAAACAUAACUAUAUUAGAUGGGGAUUUUUGUUUGUUCUUGAAAGGCUUCUUAUGAGGUGCAAAUUUUUGUUAGACGAGUAUGAAAUGCAACAAUCAAGGAGCAGUGAUCUUGGGCAUAGGAAGAAAGAUUGGCAUCUUGAUAAAGCCCAUGCGGUGAUUGACAUAAUGAGCAGUGCUUUGUUGUUUCAGAUUAAUGAAAAAGACUGCACGAAUAAGUAUGAAACAGACUGCACCAACAUUCUGAAAAUGUGCGAUAUAUUAUUCUCCCAAUUAUGCCUAAAAGUACCCCCUGCUAUGGCUCUGUCCUAUGGAGAUGACAUGCAACAUGGCAAUAAUUUAAAUUGCUUCAGUUUAAACAAAAAGUGCGAUGGUGAUAAUAGUGUCCAUAAAGAAAAUACUUUACACAAAGAUAAACCUAAUGAGGAAGAAGCUGGUAAAAGAUCCAGCUACCCUAAUAACUACCAUAUGGAUCAUGAGACUGCAGCAAUGGCAGCACUUCUUCUACAAGGACAGGCCAUUGUCCCAAUGCAAUUAAUUGCACGAGUUCCUGCUGCUUUGCUAUAUUGGCCGCUAAUACAAUUGGAUGGAGCGGCUACAGAUGAUAUUGCAUUGGGUAUUGCUGUUGGAAGCAAAGGAAGAGGAAACCUGCCUGGUGCCACAUCUGAUAUCCGGGCCACCCUUCUUCUGCUUCUUGUCGGUAAAUGCACAUCAGAUCCUGCUGCUUUCAAGGAAGUGGGUGGAGAACGAUUUUUUAGGCAUCUUUUGGAAGACAUGGAUUCCAGGGUGGCAUAUUAUUCGUCUGCUUUUCUUCUGAAGCGAAUGAUGACCGAGAAACCUGAUGAAUAUCAAUACAUGCUUCAGAAUCUUGUUGUCAAAGCUCAGCAGAGCAACAAUGAAAAACUGUUGGAGAAUCCUUACCUUCAAUUGCGUGGCAUCCUUCAACUAGCAAAUGAUCUUGGAUAUGAUUUGUAAUGUUCAAGCCUUGGUUUUCUGGGGUGUGAAUGUGAUGUUGGUUUGUAUUAUAGUUGUGUUGGUCUAAGGAAUCAUCGCUGCUGAUUCUGAGGAUCGUUCAACACUCAUCGCUUAUCAAUCAAAUGAUACACAGGUUGAAACACUUCGGCAGACAUGAUUUGCAUCCUUCUUUCCAGACACAAACUCAUGUUUCAUUUUCUGUAUCUUGGAAGACAGUAUACUGGAGGUCAGAGAGUCCAGUGGGGUUGAGUGAGCUCUCACGUUAAUUUUCCUGAGAAAUAAUUGACAUAACACAAUAUAUGCCCCCUCUCAGUGCCUGUGGGUCUUAUUACUGAUAGCACUCCAUGCACCAUGUUGAUUUUUGUACGUUCUCAUCUUCAGCAUGUCUUUCAACCACUGAGAAACAGUUAACUUAGGAAAGUUUAUUACAAAAUGUAUAUAUCAUUGCCAUUUUUUAGCUUGGCAUGAGGGACUUGUCAUUAAAAAAAUAUAUACAUUGUUAAUAGUAUCCCUGUUUGCGGUGCCUACUUUUAGAGGCAUCCAAAUAGCUCUCCGUUUCUGAAAUUAUAAUUUAUAAUAAUAUAUGCACGUUAAUAUUUU